This is a messenger RNA of Lytechinus pictus (painted urchin), 5632 nucleotides long. RefSeq lists its product as uncharacterized. Lineage: Eukaryota; Metazoa; Echinodermata; Echinoidea; Temnopleuroida; Toxopneustidae. Gene Ontology annotation, cellular component: nucleus; cytoplasm. Gene Ontology annotation, biological process: 7-methylguanosine mRNA capping. Bases 205 to 3687 code for a protein of 1160 amino acids. Gene Ontology annotation, molecular function: methyltransferase cap1 activity. The record is from RefSeq and is a predicted model, not a curated record. The transcript is spliced from 16 exons.
ACCUCCGAAAAAACGUGCGAAGGGGAAUUCCCUGCCGCUCGACAGACUAUUUCUUUGUGCUUUUGGCUUGCUCGAAUUUUAUCCAGGUGAUAGUAAAUUUUGAAAGCAAGAGCUGAGCCUGAUCUGUGAAUUUAGGAAUGCCGCUAGGUAGCUGCCAAAGUAUCAAGAUCGAUUAGGAAUGUGAGCUGAGCUAGGUUUGAGAAGAUGUCCAGCCAGGAUCACCACCCAAUUCACUCCGGAGAUAGAGGGUCUCGUCCCCAUCAAGGGGGGCGUGGCAAGAAUCAUCGUCAAAAAAAGAGGGGUCACAUGAAAGGUCAAGGGAGAACAAACGAGGGGCAGAGCGAGAUUGACGCAUUAUUCAACAAGGCGUUCACUUUUCAGAAGACUGAUGAUGCCUUGUGGAGAUUACCAUCCAAGGAUCAAUUAUUCUGCAGUGCUCCAGAAUCUAAUUCACAAACACAGGAUGGAUGGAAUAGAUGCUUGAGUGACCUGGGGUCAAGGUUGAGGUCAAUUCAGGGUGAUCUUAGUGACAAGGACAUUCUAGAAUGGCACGAUCAUACGUCAUCUACGCAUCGCGGUGGUCUGGUCAUGGCUGAACUCAAGAAGAGAUUUCAUAUUGAACUUGGUACACAGGCUUGGUGCAAGUUUCAUGAGAUACUCGCAACAAGGCACCUAAUCCCUGACUCAAACCUGAAAUCGGGAACUCUUCAUACGCUUCAUAUUUGUGAGGCCCCAGGAGCUUUCAUCGCAAGCCUCAACCACUACAUUAAAACUCACAAAGACAGGGGAAUUACACAGUGGAAGUGGCUGGGAACGAGUCUAAACCCACACUAUGAGAUGAACACACCUGACAGCACCAUAGUGGAUGAUAGACUCAUCCUCCAGACUCCUGGAUGCUGGUACUUUGGGGAGGAUGAUACGGGUGAUGUGAUGAGUGCCGCUAACUUGGCUGGGCUGGGAAGACUGGUACAGGACAAGAUGAAUGGAAUUGUCCAUAUCGUGACAGCGGAUGGAAGCGUGAACUGCCAAGACGAUCCGGAGCAUCAAGAACAACGAGUAUUCCCUCUCAUCUACUGCCAAGUCCUUACAGCACUACACAUCUUAGCUCCACAAGGGACCUUACUCAUCAAGAUGUUCACCAUGUAUAACGCCAAUACAGCUUGUCUUAUGUACCUGCUUAACUGUGCUUUCAAGCAGGUUACCGUCGUAAAGCCAGUAUGUAGUAAAGCUGGAAACUCUGAGGUGUACGUCCUGUGUAGAUCAUAUAUCGGCAGAGACAACUUGCAGCCACAGCUCCAAACACUGCUACAACAUUUCGGCCCUAAUGUUGGAAAGACUCCACUGUUCAGUCCUGCCCUUCUUCCCAGCUCCUUCGUUACUCAGCUCGAGAAAUGCAGUGAGAAGUUCACCAACCAUCAAAUGGUGGCCAUUGAAGAGAAUCUGAAGCUGUAUACCAACAAGGAUCCGUCGCCACGGCAACACAUCGACAGGGUGAGGAAGCAAUGUGUCGAGGUUUUCAUCAAUAGAUGUCGUCUACGGGUUGCUAGGAAACCGCAGAAGCUCAUGCCAAAUUAUGGAACGAAGACUUGUUCAAUGUUUUCCAGGAACAUGCGUCAUCGCCUCCAUGGUAGCUUGGAAGAAAGAGAAGAGCUAGGUCAUCGUUCAUGGAAGGAGCAGCUGCUUGCAAUCCUCAGGAGUCUCCACGAACAAGGAUCUAAGUCUGAUCUAGGGGGAUCACGUCCAAAGAGAAAGCGCAGUUCGAUCUCCGUUUCUGACCAUCAAGAUUCAAGAGAAGUUGAACGAUGUGGCACCCAUCAGACAAGCCAGACAGAAGCAAUACCACGAGGUGCCAGAGAUGGCCAUUUUGAAUCAGAGAGAGAAUUAGGAUCAGGACUUCCCAUACAGACCACUGGUCAAGAAAUGGAAGCCGUUGAUGACCAACAGAGCUCUGCCGAUUGGUGCCACGGUGACGGCAGCUAUUCUGGAAUCAGCACAAGUGCAAUACAUCAUAUAGACAUGUGUGAAAAUGAACAAGGGGUGACAGAAUCGGUCCAGGCUCUAUCUGUGCAAACGAGCAUAAAUGUGACAGGGACUGAUGGAAGCCAUUCUGGUGUCAGCAGAAGUGCAGUAGAUCAUAUGGACAUGUGUGAAAAUGAACAAGGGCUGACGGAAUCGGUCCAAACUCCAUCUACGCAAGCAAGGGUUAAUUUGGGAGGGAUUGUUGGUCAUGUUGCAGCAAUGGAGGUAGGAACUGAGGGAACAUCGGGCAAUAGUUCUUCUGUCGAACUCUCUCACCUCGAACAAUCCCAUAGUGCUUCAGUCAGUCAACUCAAUGUCUUUCAAACAGAACAAGAUAGACUCUUGAAGAGUGAACAAAGUGUAGACCUAAACCCCCCCAUCUCUACAAGACACCCUGCAGCUGGAGACUGUUACCAUGACAACUCGCUAAAAUUAUCAGAACCCAAUGGAUGUGUUAUCUGGAUCGGACAGUAUGACGGUACCAAUGAUAAAAACUGUAGUAUUUCGUCAAGUCAAGGUGAUGACUGCUAUCAUGCCGACUCACCAGAACUUAACCAAUGGGAUGGAGAUUGUGAGGAUGGAGGCAAGAAAGCGAUUCAGCAGAAUGGAGCACUUGGAGGUCAAAGGUCAACUAUGACUGAGUCUCAUAAUGGCACUGCAUCUGAAUUAUUUACAGUACAAAUUCCAUGGAUUGCAUCAGGAAAAUAUGAUCUAGAUAGUCAAGGGUUGUGGAAAAUAGUUACGGGUCACCCAUUGAGGGCAGUGUUCAUGUCACCAUUCUGUCAGAUGCAAUUGCUGAAUAAUUGGAGUAGUGUCAGGACCAAAGCUAAGAUUUUUCAACAUUCUGCUACUACUACUACACCUGAGGUCAAAGGUCAUCAUCAGUGUGACCUUUCACCUCAGGUCUUAGAGGUCAUUGAGAGGUUCAUCUCCAAGAGAGCUACAUCAAGUUCAGAUCAAGAGGCCUGGUUCUGCUCAGGAAUGGAAGGAGAGGAGAUGGAGUUACUUUGCAGGCUUGCUGCCACCCACAACGCUGUCAUUGGUAGCCACAGUGACCAUGAACCUAAACAAUGGAAACUAGAAGAUCUCCAGCACUUGCUUGAAAGGGAGGCUGAAAGGAGAUUCAAGUCCUUUUUCUUCAAGCUUCUCCCAUCAUGCAUUGCCAAUGUGAUGGAACCUACAUCUGCUGAAACCGAAAUAAAGAAGCCGUUUCUCUCUGCUUGUCUUCUCGCCAUGAAGGAAUUACUAACAGGUGGAUCCCUCCACAUAUGGGUCCCAGGUCUCCUCACAAGGUUCUCCGCCUGCAUCAUCUAUGCUGUAUCACAGACCUUUGAUUGUUUGACCCUAGUUAGGGGUCAUCGGUCAACCGAGUUCAAACCACCUCAAGUUCUUAUCAUCUGUACUGGGUUUCAUCACAAUCCUCAGAUUGAAAAGAAUUUUCAGAGGGUGUAUGAGAGAAUGAAGGAACUGCAUGCAGAAGGCAGACAUGAUGUCUUACAAUUCAUUCCAAUGCUCAGCCUAUUCAGUCCAGACUUCGACAAGGCCAUGACAAGUUUCACUGAAAGCGUGUUAUGUGAUGACCUGCUGCAUAUUGUGGAAGCCGAGCUUGCCUUGCUUGAUCAGGAGGUCAAAGGUCAAUGUGAAGAUAUGUCUUCCGGGAUGGUAUAACUACCAUCCUUCAUUUCAUUAGUUAUGUUCACACGAUGUCGCUAAUACACUUAAGAUUGAUUUAAAGAUCUAAACUUGUAGUUUAGCCCUGUGUAGAAACACUCCAAAGUUAAAACAUGUCCUUCAUUUAUCAUCAGUUUGGUUCACAUGAUGUCGCUAAAUUUAAGAUUAAUUCGAAGAUCUAAACUUUGAUGAUAAGCUUGUAGUUUAGCCUUGUGUAGAAACACUCCUUAGUUAAAAAUGUCCUUCAUUAAUCAUUAGUUAUGUUCACACGAUGUCGCUAAACUUAAGAUCGAUUGAAAGAUCUAAACUUUGAUUAUUACAUGUACCUUGUAGUUUGGCCCUGUGUAGACACAAAGUUAGAAAUGUUUGAGUUUUGGUUGAAGAUUAAAACUACAAUAUUUCUCAUGGUUUACACUCUCUCCAUGACCGAGGUGGGGGGCACUCAAAGUUCUGAAAAACACUGUACCGAACAAACUCAAAAUUUAGUUUCCUGGUACUACUGGGAUCCUAGCGUCACUUCUGGUUCUGUUAUUUAGCUAUCGGGUGGGACUCUCUCUUCUCAGUAUGAAAGUUCAUAUGGUGUUAUAUUUAUGGGUAUAGAGUGAUACAUGUACCUGCCUUCACAGAUUAAUUAUAGGGGACCAUCUGCUUUUUAUAAUCAGGUGGGCCAAUAUUAACCAGAAUCAGAAGAAAGAAUAUUCUAUCCUUUGUUCAGGGGGGGGGGGGACAUCUAUUGAUGUAUCCCCCCCAAAAGAAAUUCCUCUGAAUUAAAGGUUUUGUGGGUCAGCACUCACUUCUGUUUGCAAGGCAUUCAUCUCCAUUUGCCACUCUCCACCCAGGUAGGAAGUAAUUCUUUAAGCGCUCGAGCAUCCGAUCAGGGUAGCCGUGCUAAAGCCCGGGUAAUAGUAUGCGUUGCUUAGGAACAUUGUAUCAAGCACUUUAUGAAUGUAUAUAAUUAUUAUUACUAUUAUAUUAAUACGUAGAAUUGAAACCCUAAACCUAAUUAACUACAUGAAGUCUGACCUUCAUGUAGAUCUCCAGGAAAAUCCAAUGGUCGCUUAUAAUAUUGGUUGACUCUGAUGGCUCCGUUGCAGAGUGCUCAGUUGUUGUGUCUAUGAUUGUCUCAGGCAGCUAUCUUGCUCGAUCUGACGGGGUAUGCUAUAUUCAGCGACCGGCAUUUGGCUGUCAAGCUUCAGAGAUCCAUACAUAUACACUCAUUCGCUCUGUGAACUAUCUUUUUAUACACAGCCUUUAAUACUAUUACAUCUCUAUCAAGCUCUAGUGAGCAAGGCAUGAUACAAUAGACCUCUAAUAUAAUGUACUCACCUGCCCAAAUGAUGCAGAAGAGCUAAAGGCUAUAAUAGAAGGGAAUGUGCAUUGUUUACAUAACAUUACUUGGAGUCAAGGGAGAGAUGUGUUCGCAUGAUAGACUUUAGUGCCUGUCACUACAAUUGUCCUAAUAAUUUGCAUCACUCUCCGCAGAGUCAAAAGAAUUGCAAGCUGUUCUUGAAUGUUCCAUAAAAAUAUAAAUGAUAGCUCUUUUCUGGUUACUUUCAAAGUCUCAUCUUUGUACAGAGUCAUAAAAUACCCCAUGUAGUUUAUAUAAGAAUGAAGAGUUUCCAGAUAUGCCAUACCGUCACCUGCAAGUACCUCUAAUCUGCCUUCUUUGCGUCGAGAAAGCAUUCCUGUCACUUAUCUGAUAAAUCCAUGCAGGCUAUCAACAAAAUUAACCAAGUCUCCCUGCAAAACGUGUUUCCCAAAGGGCAUUAAAGAAGACUGAAGGCAAAGACAAAGUAUCACAAUGGUCCUGCUUGCGAUCCUCACACUUAUGCCUCCCAUUUUCUCGUCACAGUAUCAUAUCUUUUGUCCAAUAUCAGGUGUCUCUAUCUAGAGCUCUCUGGAGAAUACCAACAAUAGCAUUAGCUCAAACCUUGAGAUUUUC